GUCGCCAUGGACAACAGCUCAUCCUCUUCCUCGCCGCUGCACGUCGUGAUCUGCCCGUGGCUCGCCUUCGGCCACCUGCUGCCCUGCCUCGACCUCGCCGAGCGCCUCGCGUCGCGGGGCCACCUCGUGUCCUUCGUCUCCACGCCGCGCAACAUCGCGCGCCUCCCGCCUGUCCGGCCAGCCGUGGCGCCGCUAGUCGAGUUCGUGGCGCUGCCACUCCCGCACGUCGAAGGGCUCCCCGAAGGCGCCGAGUCCACCAACGACGUCCCGUACGAGAAGUUCGAGCUCCACCGCAAGGCCUUCGACGGCCUCGCCGCGCCAUUCUCGGAGUUCAUGGGCGCCGCGUGCGCCGAGGGUGCCAAGAAACCGGACUGGAUCAUCGUCGAUGUCUUUCACCACUGGGCUUCCGCCUCCGCCAUUGAGCACAAGGUUCCUUGCGCGAUGCUGGUCCUGGCCGCGGCAGGUAUCACCGCCACCUGGGCCGCCAACGUGGCCAACGGCAAGCAAGCAGCGUCUUGGGGAGGAGAACCGGAAGCAGGGACGCCAAAGUUCGAGGUGGAGAGGAGAAAGUUGGCGAGAACACUGCGCGAGUCAGGGAUGUCCAUCGCCGAGCGUGUCUCCUUGACGCUCCAGAGGUGCAACCUCGUCGUCAUCCGGAGCUGCCUCGAGUGGGAGCCGGAGAGCUUCCCUCAACUGGCGACGCUCGGCGGUAAGCCGGUCGUCCCCCUCGGCCUCCUGCCGCCGUCACCGGAGGGAGGCCGCGGCGUCAGCAAGGACGGGGAGGACGCCACCGUGCGUUGGCUCGACGCGCAGCUGGCCAAGUCGGUCGUGUACGUGGCCCUAGGAAGCGAGGUGCCCCUGCGCACGGAGCAGGUGCACGAGCUGGCCCUCGGACUGGAGCUCGCCGGGACGCGCUUCUUCUGGGCUCUACGAAAGCCCAGCGGCGUGCCGGACGUCGACGUCCUCCCUUCGGGGUUCGAGGAGCGCACACGCGGCCGUGGCCUCGUCGUGACCGGAUGGGUUCCGCAGAUCAGCGUGCUGGCGCACGGCGCCGUGGCCGCGUUCCUGACGCACUGUGGUUGGAACUCGACCAUCGAGGGGCUCCUGUUCGGGCACCCUCUCAUCAUGCUGCCCAUCUUCGGCGAUCAAGGACCCAACGCGCGUCUGAUGGAGGCAAGAAAGGUCGGAGUGCAGGUGCCAAGAAACGAAAACGAUGGUUCGUUCCAUCGAGACGGCGUCGCGGCCGCAGUUCAGGCCGUCGCGGUGGAGGACGAAAGCAGGAGGAUCUUCGUGGGCAACGCCAAGAGGAUGCAGGAGAUAGUGGCUGAUAGCGAAUGCCAUGAGAGAUGCAUCGAUGAUUUUAUUCAGAAGCUUAGAUCUUACCAAGAGUGA
Messenger RNA from Lolium rigidum, 1392 nucleotides. Its product is annotated as putative UDP-rhamnose:rhamnosyltransferase 1. Bases 7 to 1392 code for a protein of 461 amino acids. The record is from RefSeq and is a predicted model, not a curated record. The transcript has 2 exons. Gene Ontology annotation, molecular function: UDP-glycosyltransferase activity. Lineage: Eukaryota; Viridiplantae; Streptophyta; Magnoliopsida; Poales; Poaceae.